CAUUUUUUUUUAUUUAAUCAAUUUGAAUAAAAUUAUACUACAUUAUUAGAUUUAUAACCAGACAAGAACGGACCAAUAACUAAAAUCAUACUUUGUGGUUCGUAGUUAGUUUUAGGUUUUCCUUAGCUCGAGAUCGACUCAGCUCAAUUAACACCCCUGCUUCGUCUUUUUAUUAUUUUUUUAUUUCCGUAAUUAGGAGGCCGUUUCCCUUAAUUGCAAAUUGCUUUUUUUAUUUUUUUAUUAUUAGUGGGGUUUAGGGUUUUUCAUUAUUUGUAAAAACUUCAAAACAUUGGGUCUCGCUCAUACUCCAAACUAACCUGCCAUUUUCGCUCAUUCGUCGGAAAAUUGCUAUUGAACGUUGAUCCGACUUCUGUUGAUUUUCUUUGACUCUGAGUUGAUUAUUUGAGACGAGCUAAUGGAAGUUGAUUCAAAGAUGCAUGAUUCAGCUUCUGAAGAUGCCUCGGCAACAACGUCUUCUUCAACGGAAAAGGGCAAAGAAAAUGAUGAAAUGAUGCAGUCACUGGAGAAACUGCAGAUUGAUGAAUCAUCGUCGUCCGAAUUCAAGAGAAAGCCUGUUGUUAUUAUUGUUGUUGGAAUGGCAGGGAGUGGAAAGACGACAUUUAUGCGUCAACUGGUUCAACAUACACAUACUUCAAACCGUCGUGGUUAUGUGAUUAAUCUCGAUCCAGCUGUUAUGACCCUCCCAUUUGGGGCAAAUAUCGAUAUAAGAGACACUGUCAAGUACAAGGAAGUUAUGAAGCAGUUCAACUUAGGUCCUAAUGGAGGAAUUUUAACUUCACUGAAUCUGUUUGCUACCAAGUUUGAUGAGGUUAUAUCAGUUGUUGAGCGUAGAGCUGACCAGCUUGAUUAUGUGCUGGUGGACACACCUGGGCAGAUUGAGAUAUUUACUUGGUCCGCCUCUGGAGCCAUAAUUACGGAAGCCUUUGCGUCUACUUUUCCUACUGUGAUUGCUUAUGUAGUUGAUACCCCUCGCUCUUCAAACCCAACCACAUUCAUGAGUAAUAUGCUAUACGCUUGUAGCAUUCUUUACAAGACACGGCUGCCUCUCAUAUUGGCAUUUAACAAGACUGAUGUAGCUCAACACCAGUUUGCUUUGGAGUGGAUGGAAGAUUUUGAGGUGUUUCAUGCAGCCCUUGAGUCUGAUGAGUCCUACACUUCGACCUUGACUCGAAGCCUAUCUCUUGUACUUGAUGAAUUUUAUAAAAAUCUAAGAUCAGCUGGAGUUUCUGCACUUACUGGUGCUGGGAUGAAUGAGUUCUUCAAGGCUGUUGAUGAUAGUGCUGAAGAAUUCAUGGAGACUUACAAGGCUGAUCUUGAUAAGAGGAAGGCAGAGAAGCAACGGUUGGAGGAAGAUAGGCGGCGAGAGAACAUGGAGAAGCUUAGGAGCGAUAUGCAGAAGACUAAAGGAGAAACCGUGGUUUUGAGCACUGGUAUGAAGGACAAAGAGUCUGGCAGCAAGAGCAUGUUGGAGGAGGAGGAAGAAGACGAAGAUGAAUAUGAGAGGUCUAGCGAGGAGGAAGAAGCUAUGAUAGAUGAUGAAGAUGAAGACGAAGACGAAGAAACCGGGUUUUCUUUUUGACAUAAUCAUGAGCCAGAAAUCUCUUUUACCAAGGGGAUGGGAUCUGAGGGAGAGAGAUGGUAGCUUUUCGGUCUUGCUGUGCCUAUAUGCUUUGCUCAAAUACUCCUAUACAUUGUCUAAUUUGUUGGGAAUUGAUUAAUAGCCAUGGUCUGUACAUAAAGAAUAUCUGACACUGCUGGAUUGCCGAAACUCUAAUAUCUCCAUUAUUUUGUAACUGAAUGGAGUUAUCGAAUUGACUAUUGGAACUUCACCUAGUUCUAUAUAUCAUCAUGAUGUUUUCUUAUA
Chenopodium quinoa (quinoa) is the source of this 1885-nucleotide messenger RNA. Its product is annotated as GPN-loop GTPase 1-like. NCBI's taxonomy places the organism in Eukaryota, Viridiplantae, Streptophyta, Magnoliopsida, Caryophyllales, Amaranthaceae. Bases 416 to 1600 code for a protein of 394 amino acids. The record is from RefSeq and is a predicted model, not a curated record. Gene Ontology annotation, molecular function: GTPase activity; ATP hydrolysis activity. The transcript is spliced from 7 exons.